AUGGAAUUCUUCCUCAAUGGCAAGGCGCUUCGACUCCGCAGCCAGUAUAAAAAAUAUCUAGUUGCCAAAGACGAUAAAAAGUCCGUCGGGCAGGACGGUGAUGGAUCAUCCAAGAGAGCUGAAUGGACCGUCGAGGUUGUAACCGACUCCGACGACUACUUCAUCCGCCUUAAGAGAUGCUACAACAAGUAUCUUACCGCCUCCAGUACUGGUCAGAAAGUUCUACAGACCCCGCCUUCACCUGAUGACUCUACGGUCGAGUGGGAGCCGAUCAACGAUGGGGAAUACUAUAGGCUCAAGAGGCGCAAUAGUAGCUUCCUCAGGGGCAGUAGAUGGCGUCGGUUGUACUCGGUCACCCAUUAUACAGCUGAGAAUGAAACAAUGAAGUCUAGCUUGAAAUGGGAUAUUGAGGAUGUAAUGACUCCACCUGCAGAUCCUCCUUUUGCUUUUGAAAAUGUGAGUUGA
Molecule: messenger RNA, 465 nt
Organism: Ziziphus jujuba (common jujube)
Lineage: Eukaryota; Viridiplantae; Streptophyta; Magnoliopsida; Rosales; Rhamnaceae
Exons: 2
Coding region: 1-465 (154 amino acids)
Source: RefSeq, a predicted model, not a curated record